AUGAAGAUGUGGACUUGGGUUUGGAAUACGGCCGGAUUGCUUCUUUUUUUCAACUUGGAUGUUGUUAAUCUGGUGCCAGAGACGGACUUCUGUAAAUUAAAAAACUGCCCAGCCGACAAGGAACUUCCACAUCUUGGUUGCAAUAACAAGGGGAAUUGGUCGUCACAGUGCGGAAAGGACCCAAAGAUCAUUUCCGUACCCCAGAAGUUACAGAAGUUCAUAUUGCACUACCACAACACGUAUCGGGAUAUUGUGGCUGGAAGCAAAUUCCAUAGGUUACCCAUUGCUGCGCGCAUGCUUAAAAUGGAGUGGGAUCGUGAUCUAUCGCAGUUGGCUGAGCUCCUUGUGAAACGCUGCGAUCUGCAACCCACAAAACACUGCAUUUCCACGGAAGAAUUUGCCUCACCGGGACACCAUGUGGUAUACAACAAGUUCAAGGCGAACGCGAAUUCAUUCAGGAUAAUUAGAUCACAGCUACAUGCCUGGUACGAUCAGUAUAAGCACGUCUCUGCACCGAGUUUAAUAGAUGGAUUAUCCAUUGAUAACAAAGAAAUAGGACACUUUCUGAGGAUGAUGGUGGGACCAAGUAACCGAAUGGGCUGUGCCAUUGCCAGAGUCGAAAAAGAUGGAUGGACCCACCAAUGGCUGUCCUGCCUCUACAGCUGUUCACCCAAAAACCACUCCCUACUCUAUGAGUAUUCUGCCAAGCCCGCAAUGUUUUGCACUACCGGAGUUGAUGGAGAGUUCUCACAUCUUUGCAAUGCCUCGGAGCCUGUGCUGAACUGCAAGCAUUCUGACUUAUUCAAGGCAGUCAUCACUAACAAUACUGCAACGAUUAUCAGGGGAAUGAUGAACAAACAGAUCAAAGCCAGGGGUAUUCUAUGCAAUUUCUGUCCUGUUUGCUGCGAAUGGUGGGAUUGGGGUAAAAGCACUUGGGGUCUGGCAACGAAAACUUGGGGUAUGCUUACUGGUGGUAGUGGUGGUGGUGGUGGGGGAGGUGGAGGUAAAGGUGGGGGUGGUGGAGGUGGUGGCGGUGGUGGUGGAGAAUAAAUUCUACAUUGUUUCUUUCAUGUAUAGCUAAAAUACAACAAGACAAAUAUACAAAAAAUUUAAGUCGAGCAUAAACCACUAUUUUUUAACAAGUAAAAAGUUUUAUCAAUAAAAAUAGUGAUUCCAAA
This is a messenger RNA of Drosophila takahashii, 1178 nucleotides long. Its product is annotated as antigen 5 like allergen Cul n 1-like. NCBI's taxonomy places the organism in Eukaryota, Metazoa, Arthropoda, Insecta, Diptera, Drosophilidae. The record is from RefSeq and is a predicted model, not a curated record.